GUCUGUCCUUCAUUUGACAGCAAACUGCCGUGAAUGCUGAGCUGAGACUUCACCUGCGUUGAAGAAAUGGCUCAGUUUCAGCUCGACGAAAGCAAGUUUUCCUGCUCUAUCUGUAUUGAUUUGCUAAAGCAGCCAGUGACUAUCCCAUGUGGACACAGCUACUGCAUGAGCUGCAUCGAAAACCACUGGAAUGUAGAAGACUUCAAGAUGGUUUACAGUUGUCCUGAGUGCCGACAGACCUUCAAACCAAGACCAGUCCUGAGGAAGAACACCGUGUUGGCCGGUCUAGUAGAAGACAUGAAGAAACCUGGAGAUCAAGAAGCUCAGAAUUCUGAUUGCUCAGCAGGACCAGGGGAUGUGGCCUGUGAUUUCUGCACCGGUAGGAAGCUGAAAGCCAUCAAGUCUUGCUUGCAGUGUCUGGUCUCUUACUGUGAACUCCAUCUGCAGCCUCACUAUGAAUCCCCAACCUUCCAGAAACAUAGGCUUGUGGAAGCCUCUCCAAACAUUCAGGAGAACAUCUGCUCUCUUCACAACAGCGUGAAGGAAAUCUUCUGUCGCACUGAUCAACAACUGAUCUGUUAUCACUGCUCAGAGGAAAACCAUCAAGGUCAUAAUACCAUCUCAGCUGUAACAGAAAGGACCAGGAAGCAGGAAGAACUGGUGCUUAGCCACAAACUCAUCCGGGAGAGCAUCCAGAACAGGGAGGCCGAGAUAAAGCUGCUUAACAUGGAGGUGGAGGCUAUCAACACCUCUGCUGAUAAAGCAGAUCAAGACAGCCAGACUAAUUUCAAUCACUUGCUACAACUUUUGAAGAUGAGAACCUCUGAAGUGCAGCAGACCAUUAGAUCAAACCAGAAAAUUGAGGUGACUCGAGCUGAAAAGCUCCAGGAAAAGCUUCAGCAGGAGAUGACUGAUUUGAGAAGGAAAGAUGUAGAACUGGAGAAGCUUUUACACACAGAAGACAACAACCAGUUUCUGCUAAAGUUAUCUUCAUUGUCGUCCCUCAACACCUCCUCAGAACUUCCCAACAUCACGAUCCGUUCGCCCACAUACUUUGAGAAGCUAAUGGCUGCUGUGUCUGAGGUAACACAGAAGUUCUAUGAAAUCCUGAAGCUAGAGUGGACCAACAUCUCACAGUUUGAAGUGGAUGUUUUACUAACACGCCAGGAUGAAGACUUGAAUUUACUGCAAGGUUGCCUUUUAGAUGGAGCACCCAAGAUAUUACCAUUUCCCCCAGUUUACCUGACCCGAGAUAAGGCCAAAACCUUACCCCCACCAGAUUACUCUUCGGAGGACCCUGAACCCCAAAAGGAAUCCACCAUUUUACAAUCUACUCCAGCUCACUCAUCAACUGAUGAUUUUAAGAUGUCACCUUUAACUACUAUUUCUCGAUCACGAAAUGGUUCCUCUGGCUCUUUGGCUCUUUACCCAUUCCAACAGGAGUCAGAGUGUUCUACAGUUUACUCUAUCCCAGAAGGGUAUUGUCUUUCACCAUCAGGUCCAACUCACCUGCCCCAAAAUGAACCUGUAGGCUUGCAGUCAGGUUCACUGUCAACAGAAUCUAAGAGUUUACCACCAGCUCCAAUCAACCAGCCCCGAAGGGAAUCUAUUAAACAACCAACAACUCAAGAUAACAAUCUACCAUCUGAAAUCAAUCCAUCAAUUCAAGAGAAGCCUUUAUCCUCUGCUCCAGUUUACCUAUCACCACAUGAGCCAAAAACAACAACCGACUUCCUGCAAUAUUCAUGUCAAAUCACACUGGAUCCAAACACUAUGAACAAAUCUCUGACACUUUCUGGGGAGAACAGAAGAGUAACCCGGGACAAGAAAAAGCAGUGGCACUUUAACCAUGCAGAGAGAUUUGCAGAUCGGUUCCAGGUUCUAAGCAGAGAGAGUCUUACUGGCCGUUGUUAUUGGGAGGUGGAGUGGGACGGAAUUGUUUCAAUCGCCGUUUCAUAUAACAACAUCAACAGAAAAGGACAAGAGAGUGGAUUUGGAGACAACGAAAAGUCUUGGGCUUUAUACUGCCACAAUAACAAAUUCAUACACAACAGAAUGUGCACCGUCCUGACAAGCUCUCCAUCUUCCAGAGUGGGGGUGUACCUGGAUUACAGAGCAGGAAUUCUGUGCUUUUAUAGUGUCUCUGAAACCAGAACACUACUCCAUAGAGUCCAAGCCAGAUUUUCCCACCCACUGCAUGCUGGACUUUGUGUCAGCUCUGGAUCUGCUGAGAUACUUCAGCUGCUGUAGGAUGCAUCUACAAAAAAAACCUCUCACCCUAAUCCCUAAUUUACCAAAGCAGGGAUGAAGCAAGAGCUCUGCAUGUUCCUCAGCACUGAACAAGGACACCAAACUAAUGAAGGCUUAACUUUUAAGCUUACAAAAGUUGUACAGCUCAACUUCCAUGAACUAGACUUUUUUCCCCAUAUCAUCUGCAUUUGCUUGAUCAGGUUUUGUUUGAAAUACUUUGUUUCCUGUCAAUGAGACACUGAAGCUACCAACUACAAGAACUUACCAAAAUGUUUAGUCAGGACUUUAUUACUACAACAGUACAUAGUGUCAACCUAAACUACAAAGAGAAUUGUGUCUCUCAAACAAACAACCGGAUCAAUCCCAUGUGGUAACACCCCUCACCCCACCAUCACAAAGAGUUUGAAUGGACAAUUCAUCAUUAUAUCAACCACCCCUGACCAAUAACUAUGUCACUACAUCAUUCUUUUGGAAGCAGUUUGCCCCAUUGGUUUAUUGUGUUCAUUUGCUGCUUUUGGAUAAAUCUGAAAUCACAUCAUUUUACCAAUGUAACAACAUCUUUGAUGAAGUCGAGAAGAAAGUCAGGACUGGAGAGACUUGUUCCCAAGUGUAUUGGGUUAAAAAAAAAAUCAUUAUCCAGGAAUUUGCCAUUAUACCCAGCUGUCAGACACAUGUACAUGUCAGGUGUGUUGAACAUAUCAUAUCUGUCCAUUUGAUUUACCUGUUCAAUCUUAAAGUAUAUAAAAUAUGUGAUUUUUGCUUUUAAAAUUGGAAAUCACCUCCUUGUUCUUGUUUGAUUGUUGUAGAACUUUGAUGCUUGAUGAUUUCUCUAUAAUCUUAACGAUAUUCAUAUGAUAUAUAGUGAUAAUGAUUGUAGUAAUAACUAGGGAUGUCCCGAUCUGUUUUUUUUGGGCCCGAUCCAAUUCCGAGUCAUUUG
Molecule: messenger RNA, 3187 nt
Organism: Oryzias melastigma (Indian medaka)
Lineage: Eukaryota; Metazoa; Chordata; Actinopteri; Beloniformes; Adrianichthyidae
Product: tripartite motif-containing protein 16-like
Exons: 1
Coding region: 67-2250 (727 amino acids)
Molecular function (GO): protein binding; zinc ion binding
Source: RefSeq, a predicted model, not a curated record